Messenger RNA from Eufriesea mexicana, 758 nucleotides. RefSeq names its product NADH-ubiquinone oxidoreductase chain 5-like. Lineage: Eukaryota; Metazoa; Arthropoda; Insecta; Hymenoptera; Apidae. Gene Ontology annotation, molecular function: NADH dehydrogenase activity; NADH dehydrogenase (ubiquinone) activity. Gene Ontology annotation, cellular component: respiratory chain complex I. The record is from RefSeq and is a predicted model, not a curated record. Gene Ontology annotation, biological process: ATP synthesis coupled electron transport; electron transport coupled proton transport. The transcript has a single exon. The annotation marks the transcript as partial.
AUGGAUUAGGUUUAAUUUCUUAUUGUUUAAUUAUUUUUUAUCAAAAUAAAAAUUCUUGUAAUGCUGGAAUAUUUACAAUUAUUUUAAAUCGUUUAGGAGAUAGAGCUUUAUUAGUUUUAUCAUCAAUAAUAUUAAUAUUUGGAAGUUGAAAUUUAUUAUUAUUUGAAAUAGAUUCAACUAUAAUAUUUUUAAUUAUUUUAAUAAUUUUAACUAAAAGAGCACAAAUUCCUUUUUCUUCAUGAUUAACAAAAGCAAUAAUAGCUCCAACUCCAGUUUCAGCAUUAGUUCAUUCAUCAACAUUAGUUACAGCUGGAAUUUAUUUAAUAAUUCGUUAUAAUGAAAUAUUAGAUUUAAAUUUUAAAAAUUCAAUUUUAUUUAUUUCAAGAAUAACUAUAUUAAUUGCAGGUAUUAUUGCAAAUUUUGAAUUAGAUAUUAAAAAAAUUAUUGCUUAUUCAACUUUAAGACAAUUAGGAUUUAUAAUUAGAAUUUUAUCUAUAAAUUUAGAAAAUUUAGCUUUUAUUCAUUUAUGUAUUCAUGCAAUAUUUAAAUCAUUAAUAUUUAUAUGUGUAGGAAGAUAUAUUCAUUAUUUACAUAAUAAUCAAAAUAUUAAAUUUUAUACAGGAAUAUUUUAUAUUUAUCCAAUAAAAAGAAUUAUUUUUAUUUUUUCAUUAAUAAGAUUAAUAGGUUUUCCAUUUUUAGUUGGAUUUUAUUCUAAAGAUUUAAUAAUUGAAUAUUUUUUAAUUUCUAAUAAAAUAAAU